Condylura cristata (star-nosed mole) is the source of this 2003-nucleotide messenger RNA. It is a transcript of the gene PLSCR3, whose product is annotated as phospholipid scramblase 3. Gene Ontology annotation, cellular component: plasma membrane. Bases 359 to 1246 code for a protein of 295 amino acids. The transcript is spliced from 8 exons. The record is from RefSeq and is a predicted model, not a curated record. Lineage: Eukaryota; Metazoa; Chordata; Mammalia; Eulipotyphla; Talpidae. Gene Ontology annotation, molecular function: phospholipid scramblase activity. Gene Ontology annotation, biological process: plasma membrane phospholipid scrambling.
UUCCCACCCAGGGACACUAAGCACCCGGCGCCUGCGGACGUCGCAGGUGUCGCAGGGGCAGGUCUCAGCCGGCUGCCUGGCCCGGGAACGCUUCCUCUUUGGGCUCUCGACUCGGAGCGGAAGGGGCGGGACGUCGGCGACACCUAGGAGCUGGUGGUCCAGUUUUCGAGGCCCAGCCGGAGGACCGUCAGAGGCGCCACCCAAGAGACCCUGGGUCGGUGCCAGGCGCAGCUGCUUCGCGGCGUUUGCCUGUCUUUGUGUCUGUCUUUGUGUGUGUCUGGCUGUCUCCGGGCUUGCCCACACUUCUAGAACUAAGCUUCCUGGACGCCGACAUCCCGCGAACCCGAACCACUUUCCCAUGGCAGGCUACUUACCCCCCAAAGGCUACGCCCCUUCACCCCCACCUCCCUACCCUGUAACCGCUGGGUAUCCGGAGCCAUCACCGCAUCCUGGGCCCGGGCAGGCGACACUGCCCGCCCACGUGCCUGCCCCUGCACCAGGCUUUGCUCUCUUUCCCUCAGCCGGCCCCGGAGCUCCAGGGCCUGCUGCCCCGUUCUUGCCACUGCCUGGGGUGCCUUCUGGCCUCGAGUUUCUGGUGCAGAUUGAUCAGAUCUUGGUUCAUCAGAAAAUUGAGCCAGUUGAAACAUUCCUGGGUUGGGAGACCUGUAACCGGUAUGAACUGCGCUCAGGGACUGGACAGCCUCUGGCUCAGGCAGCUGAGGAAAGCAACUGCUGUGCCCGUCUGUGCUGUGGUGCCAACCGACCACUUCGUGUCCGUCUGGUGGACCCCGGGGACCGAGAGGUCCUGCGCCUGCUCCGCCCCCUUCACUGUGGCUGUAGCUGCUGCCCAUGUGGCCUUCAGGAGAUGGAAGUACAGGCUCCCCCCGGCACCACCAUUGGCCAUGUGCUGCAGACCUGGCAUCCCUUCCUCCCCAAGUUCUCCAUCCAGGAUGCAGAUCGCCAGACUGUCCUGCGAGUGGUAGGGCCCUGCUGGACCUGUGGCUGUGGCACAGACACCAACUUUGAGGUGAAGACUCCAGAUGAAUCCCGCAGUGUGGGCCGCAUCAGCAAGCAGUGGGGAGGGCUGCUCCGAGAAGCCAUCACAGAUGCAGAUGACUUUGGCCUGCAGUUCCCACUAGAUCUGGAUGUGAGGGUGAAGGCUGUGCUGCUGGGAGCCACAUUUCUCAUUGACUACAUGUUCUUCGAGAACCAAGGAGGUGUUAGGCCUUCUGCCAUCAGCAGUUAGAGACCACCUCCAGGGAGGAGCCCAUCGCCUCAACCAGAAUUCAAGAUGGUUGCCUGCCCUGGCCUGACCCCUCAGAGGCAGCCCCUCUCCUCUAUGUACACUGCAGGGGACAGACAGGGAUGCCUGAGGCCUGGGGGCUAUAUGCCCCAUCCCUGUCUUACUCCCCUGGCCUGCUUCACCUGUAGCCCCACAGAGGGUAUGUAUGAAAGCCUUCCCCUGCUGCUUCCUACCACUGUCUCUGGGAGUCCUCAGCACCCAAGCAUAUUGGCUUUCAGACUUUCCCAGUUCCCUUCAUCCCACCCCCUUCCAGGGCCUCUGCUCCAAAGAACACCUUUGGAAUUUAGGGCUCUGUGGUUUUAUGACAGGGCUGUAGUGGGGAAAGGUAGCCUCACCAAAGAUGGCACAUGGCCACCCUUCCUUAACAUCAGCUUAGCCAACUAGUUCAGCCUGAGACCAUGGCACUCUAAGGGAAUCCCCACUUGCCCAACAGCUGUAGAGCCCAAUCAGUUCCCAGUGCCAACCUCCCCUCCCCCUUUGAGCCCUUCCUACAGCUGGUGCUUGCGCAGCUUCCUGUGCCUUACUUAACCACUACUUCCUUCCCUUGCCCCAGGAAGGAGGCUGCAUCUUUGUAUGAUAUAUUCAUAUAAACUUUAUAAUUUUUUGGACAUUGGAAGAUGUAUGUAAUAGGGGAGGGUAGGAAAAAAGAGCUGAUGUGGUAAAGGAACAAAGGGAAAUAUUACAGCUGAACUGAGUGGGA